Cuscuta epithymum is the source of this 3844-nucleotide messenger RNA. NCBI's taxonomy places the organism in Eukaryota, Viridiplantae, Streptophyta, Magnoliopsida, Solanales, Convolvulaceae. The record is from the annotation of a GenBank genome assembly.
AUUACUCAAAUCAUGUUUCACUUUAGGAUUUUCUUUUUCUCUCUCAAAUCAUGGACAUCGACAACGACAUCUCAGGGUGGAUUCUUGAAUUCAUCCUCCGGCAAUCGCUCGACGAUGCAACGCUGACGGCUCUUAUUCGUGUGCUCCCAGCUCCUCUGAACUACAAUCGGCGUCUAGCGAAAAUAGUCCUUCUAAGAGAAAUCGAGUCAAAUAUUUCAAACGGUUCCGUUUCUGAGAAAACAGUCGGUCUCCUUGAAAAAUACGAGGAGAUAGAUUUUCAGGAAGGAAUCAAAGCUUCGGAAGCUUUGAGGGAAGCGUAUUGUGCUGUGGCAGUGGAUUGCACUGUGAGGGUUUUGAAGAAUGGCAGUGAGGAGAGUGUUAAAGCUGAGUAUUUAGAUGCCGUGAAGAGAAUAUGGAGCCGCAGGAUAUGUAGAAUGGAAAAGGAGGAAAGCGCAGGUCUUUUGUCCGAGGAUUUGUUAGAAUGGAGAGAACUAAUUGAGACAACUGCCUGGGAAGACAUUGAUUUUGAUAAUGUGAUGAGAGUGAGUGAAGCGCUUGAUGCUGUUGGGGCUGUGAAAGUGUUUGUUAAGGAAGCAAUGGAGAAAAUGGGCCCUUCAUUUCUGGAAUACAUGGCUGAGACUCUUGGGAGAGAGAAUAACAGUAGGGAGUCUCUUCUAUCACAGAAUGAAGAAGACCAGGGCCAAAUUGCAGGGAAGGUCUCAGCUUUGCCAAGUUAUGCCCAAAUGCCUACCCAUCCAAACAAUGACACAGGUAGUUUGGUAUUUUUAUCUCAUUUCUCUACAAGAAGUGGUGAUUAGAUGCAUAGAAUUGAUUAGGGGAAUUGAAGUCUGCAACUUUUUCGUCUAUAUUUAAGUUUGCAUGGCAUUUUUUAAACAUUAAUAUUUGCAUCACAAGCUAGAAUAUUCUGCAAAUAAUGAGGAAUCUCCAAUCAGGAUUGAAUUUGCCGUGCAAAGUCUCGAAUUUGUGGUUCAAUGUCUCAAAUUUGAGGUGCAAAUAGACAAAUAGUGAUGGUUCAGAAAUGGGGUGCAAACGUUAAUGGUACAAAAAUGGGAUGAGAACUUAAAUAAAGAUGGAAAUGUGGGGUGGCAAACACCAAUCCCCUCAAUUGAUUAUGACAGUACUGUAUUAAACUAUACAACUUUUAUUGAUUACACAAGCUGUCUAUACAAUUGCACCCUGGUUACUUUAUCUAUUAGUUAAAAUUUGUUAUGCUUGUAAAUGCUGAUGUUUUCAUGUAAUUGUAGUGUCUAGAGUGUUGGGGUUGAGCAAUUCAUACUCGUUCAUUAUGAUUUUUUUGUUUUCUCUUCCUUAGGUAGUCAAUGGCGUAAAUGGCGAUCGCCAUUUCUCGCCUUUGGCGAUUCAGGGGGUCUUCGCCACAAAUUUUGGCUAUGGCGCAGGGGUUACCUGUUGCGCUGCCAAAUGUGCGCUAUCGCCUCGCUCUCGCCAUUUUGCGCCAAAUAAUGGCGCUAUCGCACGCGUCUGGGUCGCGACUUCGGUUUGAUGGUCGCAGUCGCUGUAGUUGGUUGCCGUCGUAGUCACUGUACCUGGUCGCCGUCGCAGUCGCUGUACCUGGUCGCCGUCGCUGUAGCUGGUCGCGUGGCUGUUGAUUGUUGCUGAAAUUGGUCGCCGACUCUAAUCGCUUGUCAUCCACGCAGACUGCUUGCUUCGUGGUUUUAGUUCUCCUUUUGAGAUUGAAGUCUGGCAAAAUUACUUAAAAGCCUUUCUCUAAAACCCGUUCUCUUUUUUUUGGUAAAGUUAAAAGCAGACAAGCAGUUCUCUAUUUCUCUUUGUUUUUCACAUGCUCUCAUUUUUUGUGUGCCAGUUGACUGGAAGGUUGGACCAUAUCAGUUAUUUAAUUUAAUUUGGAAUAUUUUUUGGUGCUAUUUUGACAAUUUAAAAAUUUAACUCUUUAAUUGGUGUAUAAGUCAUACACGUAUAUUGUGUAUAGGUAAUGUUUAAAUUUUUUUGAUGUUGUGUUUUACUGGUGCGCCAUUUUAACGCCAUUUUAGCGCCAUCGCCAUCGCCGUGUGAAUUUACCCCUGCGCCAUUCCGGUCGCCGUGCGCCGUGACUACUAUGCUUAGGUCCCAAAUCAUUUGAUAAAAAUAAAACUAUUACUCUGUCCGUCCAAAAAAAUAUGUUCAGAAGUGUGUCGGAAACUCAGAAACUUCGAAUUCCUGUUUUGGGCUGUUUCUGUGAUUGAAACGCCCAUAUCCCUAAAUACCGAGGCAAGCAUAGCUAAGUGUGGAACUGUUCGUACCAUAGAUGUGUAGAAAACACUUUGUAACAAGGCUGGGGACAAUUCUCUUAAAAGUUUAUUUGAUGUUGUACACCGAAGAUGAUAUUGUUAAUAUUAUUAUAGAUCUUGUCCCAUAUUGACUAAACAAAAUGCAAGAAGCUAACAUAUAACGUUACGAGUUACUUCUGUUAGGUUGAUGUUUUAGAAUGGAACCUCUUAACUAUAAAUUUCAAUACACAGUGUUGAUGCUGAUUUUGUUAUUGAUGAAGUUUUGUGGUUUUUUAAUCUGGUCAAGCACAACUUUGAAUAUAUCGAGCAACUUGUAUAAGAAAGAAGAUACUGAUUUUUUAGAACUCCCAGCCCACCCCAUAUUCAAUUAUUGGGUCCGUCACCGGAAAAAAGGAAAAUCAGUGGCAGAGCACAAACAUCUUGCGUGUAAGCGCAGAGUUACCCUGGACGGGACAUCUAGAGGAGCUAAGGUUGAUGAUACUGAUAGUUUGAGAGCUGAGACAUCAAACAGACAGUAUAGUUUAGUAGAUACCCCUGAGGUCAAUAUUGCACAAGAAGAACUUGUGAAAAGUUCCUUGGGUUUACAAGCUGUUGUCAUGGAUCCACUCCCAAAUGCUCUACUCGUUGCUGCAAAUAUUGAUAAUCAACCUUCGCAAAAAAAUCGUAAUACCACUACUCCUGUGGUUAGUUGCUUUGGCGGUGUUAUUCAAACAAGUGAGAGAAAUAUCAGUAACCAGAACAGCCCACGUCAGGUUAACCCGUCCAAGCAAAGGUUGAUGGAGCGGAACAGUACGGCCAAUGUAUUUGAGUGGGAUGAUAGUGUAAAUGGCUCGUAUGAAGGAUCACCCAGAUGUGAAAAGAGACCUAAGUUACCAAGUGUAGAAAAAAAGGAUGUUUCCCCUUUGCAGGAGUAUCAAAUGAAAAAUUUGAAAAAGAGGAGAAAAUUAAAAAAGUGGAGCUCAAUAGAAGAAGACACAUUGAGGACAGGUGUUCAAAAGUUUGGACGGGGAAAUUGGAAACUCAUUCUACAAGCUUAUGGAGACAUUUUUGAAGAAAGGACAGAGGUUGAUUUAAAGGACAAGUGGAGGAAUAUGACGCGAUAGGGAUGUUCUCUGGGAUAUUCUUUAUAUGAAUAAUAGAUUGUGUACCAGCAUUUUAUUCCAAGAUGAUGAUUGGUUCAACUCGUGGCACCAAUCCUGUUGGGGAAAUGGCUGAUCGAUUGUAAAGUUGUAAGCCAUUUAUGGGCCGUAGUUUGAUCCGGUUUGGCUGGUUGACUGGCUAAAACGGGCGUUGGUAAUGCAGCUGCAUUGACAUAGCCUUUCCAUAAAAAAAUUUGUUCUGCCAGACGCUGCAAGUAAAUGCAUUUUUGUUACUCCAAAUUUGAUAGAUGUAAUAUUAUACUCUCUAUCCUGCGAUAGGUGACAUUCUAGAUAUUUUACGUAGAUUCAUUAUGUAAAUUACUCAAAUAAUAAGAAACUUUUCAAAAAGGAAUGUGUCAACUGUCAAUUACUGCAGAACAAGAGAGUAUUUAUCAAAAAAGAAAAGUAUCAAGCGUUCAAGUAAAUGGAGAGUGAGGC